GCCAUGGCCAAGAACAAGAACGUAAACUACAAAGGGUCUUAUGGUUCCCAAAAACUGAAAGAACGAGAAGGCCGAGCUUGCAUCCGGUUUAAGUGUGCCCUCACAAACACCAUCUUAGACGUCCUUCGUCAGAGGCCAGGAUGGGUGGAAGUGAAAGAGGAGGGCGACUGGGACUUCUACUGGUGUGACAUCCGCUGGCUCCAGGAGAACUUUGACCACACCUACAUGGAUGAGCAUGUCCGCAUCAGUCACUUCCGCAAUCACUACGAGCUGACUCGGAAGAACUACAUCGUGAAGAACCUGAAGCGGUUUCGGAAGCAGCUGGAGCGGGACUCCGGGAAGCUGGAGGCCAUGAAAUGCGACUUCUUCCCCAAGACGUUUGAGAUGCCCUCUGAGUACCACCUCUUUGUGGAAGAGUUUCGCAAGAACCCCGGCAUCACCUGGAUCAUGAAACCGGUCGCCAGGUCUCAAGGGAGAGGCAUUUUUCUCUUCCGGAAGCUCAAGGAUGUGAUUGACUGGAGGAAGGACGGCGUCCGCAUAGAUGACCAGAAAGAUGACAUUCCGGUAGAGAAUUAUGUGGCUCAGCGUUAUAUCGAGAACCCGUACUUAAUCGGGGGCCGGAAGUUCGACUUGCGGGUGUAUGUCCUCGUGAUGUCGUACCUGCCCCUCAAAGCCUGGCUGUACCGAGAUGGCUUUGCUCGCUUCUCCAACACACGAUUCACUCUGAAUACCAUCGAUGACCAGUAUGUUCACCUGACAAAUGUAGCUGUUCAGAAGACAGCUCCCGACUACGAUCCUGAGAAGGGCUGCAAGUGGAUGAUCCAGCAGUUCCGCCUCUACAUGACGGCCAAGCAUGGGGCGGAGCAGGUGGAGAUCCUCUUUGCCGCCAUGGACAACAUCUUCAUCAAGAGCCUGCAGAGCGUCCAGAAAGUGAUCAUCAGCGACAAGCACUGCUUCGAGCUGUACGGCUACGACAUCCUGAUCGACCAGGACCUCAAGCCCUGGCUCCUAGAAGUCAACGCUUCUCCGUCCCUCACUGCCAGCAGCCAGGAGGACUAUGAACUCAAAAGCAGCCUUCUUGAGGACACGCUGAACAUAGUGGACAUGGAAGGAAGGUUGACAGGGAAGGAAAAACGUGUCGGGGGCUUCGACCUCAUAUGGAACGACGGUCCCAUCAGCAAAGCAGACGGGAAUCUGGACACACCGAUGAACGGCUUUGUGGCAAACACGCACCUAGGCUACAACAAUGACAGGAAGAAACAGCUGAAGCAGCUUUUCAAGUCUGCUCCGACGCAGCAGAAAGCUUAA
This is a messenger RNA of Euleptes europaea (tarantolino), 1308 nucleotides long. It is a transcript of the gene TTLL9, whose product is annotated as tubulin tyrosine ligase like 9. The record is from RefSeq and is a predicted model, not a curated record. Gene Ontology annotation, cellular component: cilium. The coding region runs from base 4 to 1308 and encodes 434 amino acids. Gene Ontology annotation, molecular function: tubulin-glutamic acid ligase activity; tubulin binding. The transcript is spliced from 14 exons. NCBI's taxonomy places the organism in Eukaryota, Metazoa, Chordata, Lepidosauria, Squamata, Sphaerodactylidae. Gene Ontology annotation, biological process: microtubule cytoskeleton organization; protein polyglutamylation.